This is a messenger RNA of Thermothielavioides terrestris NRRL 8126, 663 nucleotides long. RefSeq lists its product as uncharacterized. The record is from RefSeq and is a predicted model, not a curated record. NCBI's taxonomy places the organism in Eukaryota, Fungi, Ascomycota, Sordariomycetes, Sordariales, Chaetomiaceae. The transcript has a single exon. The coding region runs from base 1 to 663 and encodes 220 amino acids.
AUGUCUCCCCAGGCUAACCCCGAAGCGAACGACCGCAUCCCGGCAACGGAGAACUACGCUCCCCGGAUCGAGGAGUGGGUCAAAGCCCACCCGGACGCCCCUCUCCAGCUGACCUGCACCAUCUGCCAGGUCUCGGACCUGCUCGUGUGGGGCGUCCACGACGAGAUCCUCGCCGAGUUCGAGCCGAGAGCAGACGAUGAGGAGACGGGCGCGCCGGAGCCGGCGAAGCGGCUGCGCUGCGGCCACGUGUUCGGCAUGCGGUGCUACGCCCGCUGGGUCCGCGGCGAGCUGUUCGCCCGCCCGGACGACGAGGUCGGCCCGCGCUGCCCGGCCUGCCGCGAGACCAUCUUCGCCACGCCAGAGGAGGUCAGCCAGAAGCGGGCCGAGCUGAACGAGAUUCAUGUUGCGUACCAGCAUCUGCCGGAGGAACUUCAGGAUGCGGUGUUGGUGGAGCAGGUGCUGAAUGAAGUGGACAUCUUGGAGGCGGCACUCCAGGAAAUGGAAGCGUUGGAGGCGGCAGCGCAGGAUGCAGAACUGCAGGACGCGUUGUUGGGGGAUGUGGAGGGCGCGGCGCAGUCGGGGGAAGACGCGGAUGAUGAGAUGGUGACGGACAACGAGGAGGAGGAGGAGGAGGAGGAGGAGGAGGAGGAGGAGGAGGACUGA